Molecule: messenger RNA, 1537 nt
Organism: Aegilops tauschii subsp. strangulata
Lineage: Eukaryota; Viridiplantae; Streptophyta; Magnoliopsida; Poales; Poaceae
Product: auxin-responsive protein IAA25
Biological process (GO): regulation of DNA-templated transcription
Cellular component (GO): nucleus
Source: RefSeq, a predicted model, not a curated record
GGAGUAAGUAAUACCGGAGGGCGGAACUACCCUCCCAGUUAAUUUACAAGGGCUCAUGUAUGCAGAAUUGAUAAAAUGUGCAUUUGGUUUACUGAAAAUUAUUGGUGUUGCAGAAUGCAAGGAAAACAUAAAUUUUAUUUACCUCAAGUCUAUCAAUUCUUUGUUGCAAAUUGAUAAAUAUUCCUGAAUUUAUUUUAUUGGUCAGUAAAGAAGUACAAUGAGGAGUGCAUUUUACUGUGCCACUACAACAAACACUUCCUGAUGGUUGGACAAUGUUGCAGACACAGGUAGUAGUGAAGUACCAGAGCUACAGCUUGGGAGAGGCCAUGAAGAGCUCUUCAGUUGCACCAAGCCUGAAACAGAAGCAAGGAGAUGCUAGCAAACUGCAGGAAGGUGUCCCCAACAACCUUGAGCUUAGGCUUGGCAUCUCUUCAGACAAUGGCCUGAGUAGUGGUGGUGGUGGUGCUACUACUCCAUGGCUUGGUGUCGGAGUGCACCCUUGGAGCCUGUCCGCCAGGCAAGACAAGGCGGCCCUGGAACAACCUCAGCAGAGGCCUAAUGAGUGUCCUGCCCACAGAGAAGAUCGCCCUCAACUGGUCGGAUGGCCACCGGUGCGCACAUUCCGCAAGAACCUGUCCGCCACAUCCACAAGGCCUGCAUAUUCUGAAGACCUGAGCAAAGUGGAACCCUGCUAUGAAGAAGAAGACCAUGGAAACAUAAACACUGGAGUUUCAGUUCAAGAGGGGCCGGCCAUGUUCGUGAAGGUGAACCUGGAAGGGUAUGCCGUCGGGAGAAAGAUUGACCUGAACGCACACUGUGGCUACGGCUCGCUGUCCGGUGCUCUGCAGAGCAUGUUCCAUGGCUUCUUGUCAGAUGGCCAUGGGAGGAUUGUAACAAGAGAGGAUGAAGAGCAGCUGGAAUAUCACAAGGGCAAGGGCACGGUGAAGAACUACAUCCUUCUGUACGAGGACAACGAGGGCGACCGCAUGCUCGUCGGCGACGUUCCAUGGGAGCUGUUCGUCGCUUCGGUGAAGAGGCUCUACAUUGCCAAGGACCCUAGAGCUGACAAAAGCAACAAGAAGUAGAACAACGGAUGAUCAGGUGUUGAGGCAGUUCCUGUGCUUCUAGCCGACGGAUUGCAUAGCUCCAACCUGCAUGGAUCUCUCUCGUGGAUCAUGCAGAUAUGGUCUUCCCCUCCAAUGAGCUCACCUGUCGUGUGUCUAGGGGCGUAGUGCGAUUAAUUACUAUAGGAAGUUUUGCUUGUGCAACCGAAUAGAAGAUAGUGGAUUAGCUAAUGUUCAUGUAAAAUAACGCAGGGUGUAAUUAUGUACUGUACCAUAUAUGGUGAAAUAGGUAGUACGGCACCGUUACACUAACAUGCUGAAUCUUCUUCUCCUCGGAAGCGUUUUAUUGAUCGGCGUGUAGCUUCAUGCUCUCAUCAUAGUUUGUUUGAGGAAUUUAACCUCUUCUGUGGGAACAUGAAUCUUGUCACAGAAAGGCGCAAGCGCAAACAAGUUUAUGCCUUUUGUGUCUGGUA